AUGCGUCUCGAGUUGCUCGCGGAGAAAAGAGCUUUCUACCCGAGCGAAAUCUGGAAUCCUUUUUACCUGAAGCAACUGGAAUCGAGAAAACCGCAUCACCAACCGCCAGCCUGGAAUUCCGUCAAAGUCUUCCGGCAGGCCCUCAAGAGACCCUCGGAGUUCCUCGGGAAGAGGGCCGGAAACGAAUUCCUGGGCAAGAGGGCCGGUUCGGAAUUCCUCGGGAAGAGAGCCGGAUCGGAAUUCCUGGGCAAGAGGGCCGGAUCGGAAUUCUUGGGCAAGAGGGCCGGAUCGGAAUUCCUGGGAAAGAGAUCCGAAAUUUUCGGAGAGGAAUUGGAUUAUCCGGAAAUCCAGCCAUAUCCGGAGUACGAGACACGAUACGAAAUGGGGAACGGAGAUGAGAGUUUGGAAAAUUAA
Molecule: messenger RNA, 414 nt
Organism: Darwinula stevensoni
Lineage: Eukaryota; Metazoa; Arthropoda; Ostracoda; Podocopida; Darwinulidae
Source: the annotation of a GenBank genome assembly